Messenger RNA from Necator americanus (New World hookworm), 396 nucleotides. RefSeq lists its product as uncharacterized. The transcript has a single exon. The coding region runs from base 1 to 396 and encodes 131 amino acids. Lineage: Eukaryota; Metazoa; Nematoda; Chromadorea; Rhabditida; Ancylostomatidae. The record is from RefSeq and is a predicted model, not a curated record.
AUGAAUGGAAAAUCGUUAUGCACAAUGCAUACGGAUUUCAUCGCUCCUUCUCUCCCCACUUGUUUACUCAAGAUAGCGACUACAAUUUCGCAGUUUUGGUUUAUGCCAGUGAUAUGGCCAUGCCAUGUGUGCAUGCACACAUGUGUUCACCCAGCACGAUUCGACCCUAGUGAUGGCCAAGUGCAAAUGUCAAUCAAUACGAUCGAAGGCAACCACCCCGAAACUCCAAAUGCACGCAUUCACACUAAGAGCCUGACUUACGCACUCGGUUUUCCAAGCAAUGAAAACUCUACUACCAGACUCACUCAAGCGUAUCUUCAUAUUCUCGGAUCCCCAGAUUGCGCUGAGAUGGUUAAACUCACCGCUACACAACUCGCAACUCAGACGAUUGGUUGA